UGUUUGGUUAAUUCGCAAAACUUGCAUUUCGUACGCCAACAUCGCCAGGCGAUAGCUUACAGCCGACAAUCGACAGCAGCAGCAACAGCAGCAACUCAACGGCGCGCUGGAGUUCUGUCUUCUUGUGCCAGCAGUGCGGGCAGUUCACGGCACAGACAAGUUUGCUCAGUCAACUGUCUAGUCAGAGGCCAGAGUCAGUGUCAGUUUGGCAACGCUCGUAAUAGGACGUGUGUUCUUGGUGUUAACUGUGUGUGCGGCGGCAUAUGGUCGGGCAACAUCGUGCUCGAAGACAAGCGUUGACUUUUGUGAUUUCGGUAAACAGAGAUUUAUGCAUUUGAUAAAUUACAAGUUUUUGUCGUGAAUUCGUGGUUGUUGCUUGCUGGCAAAUAAAGUGAGAAGAAACUGAAAAAUAAAUUUUAUGCUACUUUUGUAUGGUAUUUGCCAUUGAAUAUAAUUACAAGCGGCAAAGUGCUGUUGCAAGUCAGCAGCAGCGUCAGUGGUGGCGGUGGCGAGCGUGUUGUAAAGUGUGUGCGCUUGCUAGUUGUUGGCUAGCGUGUAACAACAUUUGAAAAUACAUUGAAACCGGUUUGUUUGCCUUUUGGUAUUUUUCGAUUGUGUGUGUGUGUGUUUGGUGUUGUUUUUUUGUUUUUGCGGCUCAAAGCAGCGCAAGCAGCACACGGUGUGCUGUUUGAACGGUUUUGUGGAAAUUUCGUUGACUACACACGCGUGUGUGUGUGUGUGCGCAGACCAAAAGAAUGCAGUCAUGAAAAAGCAAGCACAACAACAAUAAGUGCACAAGAAACAAUUGCUGAAAAAAUUCCAAUGUACAACAACAUGCCACAAAGGCUGUUUAUAUCAAAUUUCAUGCUUAAAAAAUUGUAGUGGUGCUAUAAAAAACGCAAAAAUAAUAUAUGUAUAAAAUUAUAUAAAAGUUAAAAAAAAAUAAUAAUAAAAUAUAUAUGAAAUUAAAUAGUAUAUAAAAGCGUUAUUGUUAAUAAAAACUAAAUCAAAAUAAUUUUCUAAUAAAAAAAUCAACACUUUAAUGUUUGUAUUCGCACCUACUUAAGUCAAAAGCUAUUUGCCGUAAAAAUAAUAUAUAAAAAAAAUAAACAAAUUAAUAAACGAAAUACAUAUUGAAAGAAAUGAAGUAUAAUAAUUGAAAUAAAUAAAUUUAAAAAAUACUGUAAGCCAAGUAUUCCCAAAGUGUUUGGUAUUUAACGCCGCUAUUUAAUGUUGCAAAUAUUUGUGCAUGUGUUUGUUGUUGUAUGUAAAUAUUUGUGGCAAGGCGCGCAUUACAUGGCUUAACAUAGCCAAUAAAGCAGCAGCAGUUCAGUUCACAGGCACAGUGUGUUAAACUGAAGUUAAAAUGGCGCUAUAACAUUGACUGCAGUAUAAACGCCGUGAAACCUUGUGGUUUUUCGACAAUUAACGUAUUUGAAUAAAUUAAUAUAUCAAUGGAUUUGCGCAAAUAAAUCCCCAUAGUAUACCAUACAAAGAAAUAGAUCUACAUAGCGUACCAUUUACAGCAAUAAAUGUCCGCACUAAACAGCGCUGUAUCGCAAUUUAUCACAGUCGAACUAAUAAUUUAUACUACAGCUUUGCCUAAUGCUGUGAAGUGUACAAAUUGAAUAUAGCCAGUAAAUAAAUUCAAUAGCGUGCUGAGCAGCUGAAACGCCACACUUGACAGCGCACACAAGCAGUAGGCGAGCAGACGGCAUAGCAGCGGCGCUUUGGUUGUGGUGACGCAGAAUAAUUGAGGCGAAGCCACGCAAAUAAUCCUAACAGCCAGCGAGGCAAGUGAGCACCGCAAGGAAGUGAACUAAGUAGCGUAGACAAGACGGCCACUACAAGAAACGCACGCGCCAGCCAAAAAGCAACUACAACAACACCUACAAGCGUAUAUAGCGCACAGUGGCAGCGCUCAAUCACGGAAGUAGCAAACGCGCGCGAGGCGCAAACACGCUAUUUCUACUUCCGACGUCGGCUUCGUCUCAGUGUAACGGUUUGCGGUCCUGUUGCGCCGCGCAAGCUAGCGAACUUUAAGGAAAAGGCGAAACGAAAAACUUUUGCAAUAUAACAACAACAACAACAAGGCGUUGCGCCACAGGCGGCAACACACAACAGCCGAAAAAAAAGAAAUCAGUGUUGGCAUUGCAAAUAGUAAGCGCAUAGCAAGCGCGUAGUAGUGGCUUGCAGCAAUAAGUGUCAGCGCGUUGGCCAACGCGAGGUCGGGAGUCGUGCGCGCUUAAAAUUCCAAGCGCCAACACACACUCAAAUCUCUAUCAAAUAUAUAUGUGCAGCGCGUCCGGAAGCCGCGAAAACUAAACUAAUUUUCAGCUUACGCAAACGCUACCAACGGCGCGCGCGUCAACACAUUUUUCUUACUCAAUGUUUCCGGUUGCCGCUGCGACCACAACACAGCAGCAGCACUAACGCCAGUAGCGGCUUAAGGCGGCGAGUAAGAGUUGCAGUUAAAAUUGCUGUUGGAAAGUGGCGCCCAUCGCGUCAAUUGUGUAGGUGGCGGACCGCAUAAGGCGCACUGUUUUUUUUCUUAGGUAAGGAACUUAAAUUAAACGCAACACGUUAGCAAUAUUUCCACGCCAACGACACUUGAAGUGCAAAGGACACUCGUCACAACAGCUCCGCACUAUUUACAAAUACCAACUUGAACUUUAGUUGGAGUGUGCAAUUUUUGAAUUGAAAUAAGUAGCAGCAACUACUACUGACUAAGCAGAAACCCCAAAGCGUCACCGCGCCGCAUACUUCUGCAAUAUUUACCACCCGCGCGCACACACACACCCUCUAAUGCAACUUAUGCAUGUUGUUGCCUUCGUUUUGGUCAUAAUGUCGUAAUAACUGUCACCACUGUUUGCUCAAAUGCGAACGAGCCAGUGCAAACAGCAGCUAGCCGUGGCUGCCGCAUAAGCGCCAUCAUUUAAGAACGUAAUGUAGCGCAUGAAACGCAAACGCAAACGCACCGUACGCAAGCGACUACAUAAAGUAGUCAGCAGUCAAGUCAAGCCAAGCCAAGCCAAGGCAAGUGAGGCGGCUGCCAAAAGGAAAGUCAUCGUUAGUGGGUGCCAUUGCACUUUUUUCAUAUUUAAUUUAACGGAAAUUGUGUUGAAUUAGUGUGCACUAUAUAAAGGAGGAAACUAGCUGGCGAAUAAGUGGAAAUAGUAGAGAAUGAGAAAAAAUAGUAAAAAUAAAAAUAAAUAGUGGCAUAAAAUAUACAAGUACUUACGAGUAAAAUAAAAUAGUUUACUUUAGUGUUAGUUCAAUGUGCCGUACCACACACCCCCCAUGAACACACAUUGCGCUCUUAAGGUGUGUGUGUGUGUGCAUAUAUGUGAAGUCCCGCUGUGUGUAAAUAAUAGUUAUAUACAUACAUAAAUACAUAUAUAUAAGUGUAAAGUGUCUAACGCGUAAUUCCGUUCAUACAUACAUACCGACACACUUGUAGCCGCAUAGUUACAAAUCGCGCGUGUGUUUGUUCGCGUUAGUGUGAAAUACUUGAAAGUUAUAACCAAGUCGUGCAGACUCAUUGAAGUGCUGAAGUGCAAAUAUAUCUCUAUAUAUAUAUACUGUGUAUCUAGCUGUCGACCUACCAGCCGCGCCGCUGUUAGUCGGUCAGCAGUCAGUAAGGCAGUUAGCCAGCGGAUGCGUUUCAUAAUGAAAAUCUAAUUUAUGCGCACCGGAUUGAAGUGGUCAUCCAUCUCUCUGCAGCAGGCGAUUUUUGCCAACGUUUAUUUAUCAUCGACUUUUUUAUUAUUGUUGUUGCCUGCAUCUUUUACGCCGCGACGCGACGCGCAACGUUGAAUGUGGAUUUGCAGCCAUCAACAUUAAUUUGUGCAUAAUUUCAUACGCAUUUCUGCGCUAAUUACCACGACAAGCGAAACGCCGCCAUUCGAACGAACGCACCAAUAGUGAGCAGCAAGCAGCAGGCGCUGUAAGCAGCAAACGAGCAAAGGACAACGCCAGAGUCAGAGCCAAUAACCACCCAACAUAAUAAAGAUAUUUCAUUCCGUUUGCGCUUUGCUCCUUUGUUUGGACGAAAUUUCGCGCACGCAAAGAGGAACGGAAGGAAGCAAGUAUUGAAGGUAGCGAGUGAAGAAAAGGACUUGAGGCGCCAUAAUCGUACAAUUUGAGUACUUAGAAGUCAACACAAACUGCCAUAUCAUUAGCCAGUGAAAGAGGAACAGUUAACUUCAUUGCCACAUUUUUGUCAUAUAUCAACAUGUGCCAUGGAGAAUUGCUUAGGCGGCAGCAAACGUACCAUCCGAGCACAAAGGGACUUACAACAAUUGAAGCAGCAAUGCCAGCAAUUGCCACCGAAUCAGAAUUUCUAUACGCAACAACAGCCACAGGUACAUCGGCAAGCGCAGACGAUCAAACAGCAGCAACAACAACUACAACAACAGCUCCUGCAACAACAGCAGCAACAUCAACAAUUGCAACAACAGCAAAGGCUUUUGCAGCAAGAAGAAGAGCAAUUGCAAAAAACUGCAGCACUACUACACCAACAACAAUUACAGCAGCAACAGCAACAACUUAUACAUCCGUUUCAACAAUUGACACUACAACACCAACAACAACAACAUCAUCAUCAGCAACAGCAGCAACAACUGCAACAACUGCAACAACAGCGCGAUAUCGCCUAUCAAUUGGCCGCCGUGGACGCGGAGCACAAUCGGCAAGCGGCCGUGUCGACAACACCUAAAUUGGUCGCCAAUUGUUUGCAUUUUCCACCGCCGCCAGAUUAUCCACCGCCACCACCGAAAACGCCAACGGCCACCACCGGCGCCACAGUGACCACAGCAGCAGCCACUAAAACAAUGUCCACGGCCAGUGCGAAGUCCGGAGUGCCACCGACUGUGACAACAGCAGCAACAACACCGUUAGCAAACAAAGCGAACGUGAACGCCAUCGGACAUCACCAUCAACACCAUCAGCAUUAUCAUCAACAGCAGCAGCAGCAGCAACUAUUGCAGCAACUGCCGCCACAUCACUAUCCACAACAACACACCGACAAUGUACUGACACACUUGGAACCACUGGCGCCACCUGCUGUGUCCGCAGCCACACAUACCACCGCUACGCUUGCGGUGAACGCCACUUUGACCCCGUCGUCGUCGUCGUCAGCGAACAAUAUUACCGCCAACCACCACUCGUCCGCGUCCAGCUCACCGUCAUCCUCAUCAGCGACAAGUGGCACUACCAUAGGUGUCAGCCCUUAUGGGCGACGGCAAGUAUUGCCACGCUACCCCGAUCCCGAUCCAGACGCCAUUGAAGUGUGCGACGAGCAGGAGCCCAUAAACAUUUCGCGAGUGUCCACACGUCACAAUAGCAAAACACUCGGUCGCGCAAAUGAAUUGUUCAACGCGGACGCGAAAUGGUCUGCGGUGCAGCAGACCACAAGUUUACAGCUGUUGCAUCAACAUGCGCACGCCACACAUCCGCACGCACAGCAUGAUUACUCGUAUGCGUAUUAUGAGCCGGGCGCCGCGAUGCGUCACUCGAACAUACCACCACCUGAAAUGGUGCCGGGCAGCGCACACACGAUACACCACGCACCACCGCCGCCCAACUCGAUACGCGCACUGCUCUCCAAGGGUAAGAAGAACAAAUUGUUGGCAUCGCCGGCAGCACGUCAUGCCUAUCAGGCGCAUUACGGUCUAGAUGGCGCCACAGCAUGUGAUAGCGCUACAUUGCGCAGUUUGGCCGGUGCGACCAGUGAGAAUUUCUACGAAGAGAUAUCCUCCAAUGAAGCGGCGCUGCAAUAUCACCACAACAGCCACCAUCAUCAUCUGCGGCCAACGGGCACUUCACAUUCGGCUGGUUCGCUAAAUCAAUCGUUGGUCGAAGAGGAAUUGCGGCGCGUACAGAAUCGUCAUCAUAAAAUACUGGGCGAAUUGAAUUUGUCCGUGGAGGCCAUGCUGAUGCCCGAAAGUCCGCCCAACAGCAGUCCGACCAGCUGUGAAGCACCCACCGUUAGCGUUACCACCGCUUCCGGACAGCCGAAUAUCGGCGCUGUGGCUGCCGGUGGCGCCGGCAGCUUACGACUCUCUUCAACGUCGGCCGAUAAUAUCUGUGAUGCAAAUCUCUCCGAACUGUUGAGUACAGUGGGACCCACCGAUGAGCUACUCUCGCCGGUGCAGUCCUCAACGAAUGCCGCCUUCUGUGCCGCCGACUUAGAUAGCGGUUUUAGCGGCAGCAGCGGUGCCAGCUACAUUGGCAGCCUGCGCAUACACAAAACGAACGCCGCAUUGUCGCAUAUAAUGAGCACGCGUCAAACGCAAGCCAAUAGCACUGCGCCAUUGCCGACAUCCUGCAAUUUCUCUUAUGGCACACAAAGUUGUCGCUCCUUUCAACGUUCUUCGUCCACGAAGCAACCGCAUCAUCACUUGACGCUGGACGAUGAUUUAAAUUCGGGCUUUUUAACACGCGCCUCGUGCGGUCGACGCAUACUCAAUUGCGCCAAAAUACGUGCAGCCGAAGAUCCGGGACCGGUGGUGCCGACUGAGUCGAAAGCGCGUAGCUUCUGGAAUCGCAAAGGUUGGCGCAAAUUGCCCGGCUUCUCGACAUCCACAUCCAGCAUUAACGAUACUGGCAUAACAGGUGAGCCAAUUUCCAUGAAAAAUGUGAAAGGAGACAACACAACAACAGACACGAAGACAAGAACGAAAACGAAAACGAAAAAUACGAGUACAAAGGCGAUUCCAUUAAUCUGCUUAAAACGCUGACCUUAAUUGGUGAAGUGUCAUUUGUCAGUGCAACAUUGUUGCCGAUGUGAUGAUGGUGUUGGUGUUGGUGGUGCCUCUUGAUUGUGUGCUGUGCUGUGCUGUGCUAGAGUGUGUUGUGGCAUGGAAUGAGAUGGCAUGGACGAAUGGAAUGGCCGUAUGGACUCGAGAGAGAUGUGGUGAAGUGCCGUUGAAUGGAAUAAGUGCCAUGGGUGUCAAAGAGUGGCUUGGAUUGGCUGGCUGGCGGUGGCGUGUGUUCAUGUACAUAUGUGUUUGUUGUUAAGCGUAUUCAUAUUGCUGUUGUUGUUGUUGUUGGUUUUGUUGUAGUGCUCUGCAUUACAUUAGCACAUCCGAUGCCGACAUAGCGACAAGGUGAAACAAUUGAUGGCUCUGCCAUCAAAGAUUUGUCUCGAUUCUAUAAAUCAUAUGCGCGCGACACCCUGCGCCCCGGCGUCGCUUGGCGGUUCGCUCGCGCAGUGUUGAGUGGCGCUGCGCUGCAUGGUGACCAACCAGUCAUCCAGCUAACGAACCAGCCAAGUCAGGCAGCCGACAACACUUAAUAUCCGCUCAACUUCGACCAGCAGUCCAGAGCAGCGACUUGCGGGCUUAGCGACCACACGACUUAACAUAUCGGCAUACUUACAGGCAUACUUACAGCCAUGCCACAUGCAUAUGCAUCAUAGUCACCACACAUAUAUACUCUUUUAUGUGUGUGGGUUUGUAAAUGGCAUGUAUAAUGGUCUGAUCAUUCUGUUGAACGGUUUGUCGCUGUUUGCUCUACUGUCUGACUUGUGGUGGUAAUUUAUAAGGCUUAAGGGAUAUCCAGCGCUACUUUUCACUGUCCUGUACAAGCCGGCAAACAUCCAAACACACACACACAUACAUAUAUGCAACGGUACAAGCGUUGUACGAGUUCAUUUAGCCAUGUACAUAUGUUAUUGUCUCCAUUGUAUCACACAAUCAAACGCUGCGAUCUUCCUCACUUCGCUAAUCACACAAAUGUGUUUUUGAUUUAUCACAUUGGGCUUUUCGAUUCGAAAGCGCGCACGGUGGCGAGGCGGCAAGGAGACGCGGCGGUGCACACAGCAGUGAGGCCUUUAUUAUUUGCGUUUAACUUUGUACGUACACAUACAUACAUAAAUACACACACACACACACUUAGUUAUAGAUAUAUAGUUAUAUAUAGAGGUUAUAUACAUAUAUAUAUACACGUGCAUUUGCCAGUUAAUGAUUACAAAGACUGCACUAAAGAUUUGAAUUGAAAACAUUGCGCAAAACACUGAUAUACGAGCUAAUGCUAGAAGUGAAAAAUGAGGAAUAUUUUAAAUUUGACUUUUGCAAAUGGAAUUUAAAUAUUGUAUUGUAUCUAAUUGUAGCACUGUAUAUACGAGAUUUUACUAACACCUAAACUAAGCAUUGAACUAAAUGCAUGAAUUCAUUGAAUAUACACAAAAUGCAUUGCAGUUGAUACUAAAAUUAGUAAUACUUAAGUAUCGAUGUAAGCGAAAACGCAGUUAAAUAAAUUAUAAAAAUCAAAAUUAA
Molecule: messenger RNA, 8279 nt
Organism: Zeugodacus cucurbitae (melon fly)
Lineage: Eukaryota; Metazoa; Arthropoda; Insecta; Diptera; Tephritidae
Exons: 4
Coding region: 4242-6740 (832 amino acids)
Source: RefSeq, a predicted model, not a curated record